Messenger RNA from Globicephala melas (long-finned pilot whale), 2949 nucleotides. It is a transcript of the gene LINGO4, whose product is annotated as leucine rich repeat and Ig domain containing 4. The record is from RefSeq and is a predicted model, not a curated record. Gene Ontology annotation, cellular component: extracellular matrix. Gene Ontology annotation, molecular function: protein binding. NCBI's taxonomy places the organism in Eukaryota, Metazoa, Chordata, Mammalia, Artiodactyla, Delphinidae.
AUGCCCGAGAGACCCUGCGGAGCUGCCCAGCAGCUUCCACCACCGAGCCCUCCACCCCUUGGGGCUCGGGAGCCUCCCUCUGCGCUCCCUCCCCUCCUCUGCCAUCCUGAGGUGGCGCCUGCUGCAGCCCUCCCUGGUUGCUUUAUUUAUUUAUUUUGCACCAACAGGGUUGCUGCAGACUCAUUCUUGCCUGGUUUAAAAAGAGAGAGAGGAAAAAAAAAAAAAAGGAGAAAUGCUUUCUGGCUCUUCUCUCUACCUCGGUCUUGGCAGCAGCCGCUGCAGCAGCAACAGCAGCAGCGGCAGGCAGGGGGGCAGCGGGGAGAGAGGCGCAAGGGGAGGUGCGGGGCAGAGGUGCAGCUCGAGUGGGACGGGCCCCCAGCCCCGCACAGAUGCAGUGCCCAACUUGAUGCCACCCUCCAGCUUCUCUGGAUGGAAGAGGGGAUGGCUGCGGCCACUACUCCAAAGCAAGCCUGGCCUCCCAUCUUUUUCCUGCUCCUCCUGUCUGGGGGGAGUAGCGGCGGCUGCCCUGCUGUGUGUGACUGCACCUCCCAACCCCGGGCAGUGCUCUGUGCCCACCGGCGACUGGAGGCUGUACCAGGGGGACUCCCGCUGGACACCGAGCUCCUGGACCUGAGUGGGAACCGCCUAUGGGGGCUUCAGCGGGGAAUGCUCUCCCGCCUGGGCCUGCUCCGGGAACUGGACCUCAGCUACAACCAGCUGUCCACCCUCGAGCCAGGGGCCUUCCAUGGUCUGCAGAGCCUGCUCACCCUGAGGCUGCAGGGCAACCGUCUGCGAAUCGUGGGCCCCAGGGUCUUCUCAGGCCUGUCUUCCCUCACGCUGCUGGACAUUCGCCUCAACCAGAUUGUCCUCUUCCUCGAUGGAGCUUUUGGGGAGCUAGGCAGCCUCCAGCAGCUGGAGGUUGGGGACAACCACCUGGUGUUUGUGGCUCCGGGAGCCUUUGCUGGACUGGCCAAGCUGAGGACCCUCACCCUGGAGCGCUGCAACCUCAGCACCGUGCCUGGCCCGGCCCUGGCCCGCCUUCCAGCGCUCGGGGUCCUGAGGCUCCGGGAAUUAGAUAUUGGGAGGCUGCCGGGAGGGGCGCUGCAAGGGCUGGGGCAGUUAAAGGAGCUGGAGAUCCAUCACUGGCCGCCUCUGGAGGCUCUGGAGCCUGGGAGCCUGACUGGGCUCAAUCUCAGCAGUCUGGCCAUCACCCGCUGCAAUCUGAGCUCGGUGCCCUUCCAAGCUCUGCACCACCUGAGCUUCCUCAGGGUCCUGGAUCUGUCUCAGAACCCCAUCUCUGCCAUCCCAGCCCGGAGGCUCAGCCCCCUGGUGCGGCUCCAGGAGCUCCGACUGUCAGGGGCAUGCCUCACCUCCAUCGCUGCCCACGCCUUCCAUGGUUUGACUGCCUUCCACCUCCUAGACGUGGCGGAUAACGCCCUUCAGACACUGGAGGAAACAGCCUUCUCUUCUCCAGACAAACUGGUCACCCUGAGGCUGUCUGGUAACCCCCUGACCUGUGACUGCCGCCUUGUCUGGCUGCUCCGGCUCCGCCGCCGCCUGGACUUUGGCACGUCCCCCCCUGCCUGUGCCGGCCCCCAGAACGUCCAGGGGAAGAGCCUGAGGGAGUUUUCAGACAUCCUACCUCCAGGGCACUUCACUUGCCAACCAGCCCUGAUCCGAAAGUCCGGGCCACGCUGGGUCAUUGCAGAGGAGGGCGGGCAUGCCGUUUUCUCCUGCUCUGGAGAUGGAGACCCAGCCCCCAUCGUCUCCUGGAUGAGGCCUCAGGGGGCUUGGCUGGGAAGGGCCGGGAGAGUAAGGGUCCUGGAGGAUGGGACGCUGGAGAUCCGCUCUGUGCAGCUACGGGAUAGAGGGGCCUAUGUCUGUGUGGUCAGCAAUGUAGCUGGGAAUGACUCCCUGAGGACCUGGCUGGAAGUAAUCCAAGUUGAACCACCAAAUAGCACUCUCUCUGACCCCAACACCACCAUGCCAGGGAUCCCAGGGCCUUUCUUCCUGGAUAGCAGAGGCAUAGCUAUGGUGCUGGCAGUCGGCUUCCUCCCCUUCCUCACCUCGGUAACCCUGUGCUUUGGCCUCAUUGCCCUCUGGAGCAAAGGCAAAGGCCGGGUCAAACAUCACAUGACCUUUGACUUUGUGGCACCCCGAGCCUCUGGGGAUAAGAACUCUGGGGGUAACCGGGUCACUGCCAAGCUCUUCUGACCUUUCCUUCCACACUGGGGACCCAUCCAAGCCAGCUUCAGAUACCAAAGGGGAAGAGAACCAAGGCUGCUUGGACCAGAAGUUAGUCCCAAACAGCAUAGAUCUCCCACGCCUCCUGCCUGCACCAUGCCAGCAGCUAAUGCCACCUCCUGCUAGCCGGCCUCCUUGUGCUUUUGCAGUUUGAGGAUAGCAUUGUCAUCUCUUCCCUGAGGGUCCCAGGAAGCUGAAGAUAUAGACCCUGUAGUCAGCCCAGUCCUUCCCCCACCACAUACAAAGCAGGAAAUAUAACCCUCCAGUCUGCUAGUCUAAGCUCCAGGCUUCCUUCACACCCACCUACACAUACCUUAAUAACCAAUACCAAUCGCCAACCACAGCCAUAGAUUACUUCAGAGAUGGGGCUGGGAAGUGCCACUUGCUUCUUGGAGUCUCUGCUCCUCAACCAGGUGGUCUCUCUCUCUCUUUUCUGCUCUGUCCCCUCUCUAGGGGCAAACAACUAGGGCCAAUGACCUCAAGCUAAGGAGAAGAGGAUGUGACAGGGGGUGUGGGAUGGGAAGGAGGACAGACUACACACUGGCACUGAGUGUGCAUGAGCCCCGCCACCUGCCUCUGUCUGUCACAGCAUUAAACCUGUUGCCAAAAGGCCAUGACAGUAGCAGCCACAACUAAAUGUGAUCUCUGGAGAUUUCUUCAGUCUUUUCCACCCCUUAUUUCUGUCAGAUCUCCCCCUUCCUACGC